This is a messenger RNA of Apis florea (little honeybee), 3158 nucleotides long. RefSeq names its product ADP-ribosylation factor-binding protein Gga (gene Gga). Gene Ontology annotation, biological process: intracellular protein transport; protein localization to cell surface; Golgi to plasma membrane transport. NCBI's taxonomy places the organism in Eukaryota, Metazoa, Arthropoda, Insecta, Hymenoptera, Apidae. Gene Ontology annotation, cellular component: trans-Golgi network. The record is from RefSeq and is a predicted model, not a curated record. Gene Ontology annotation, molecular function: ubiquitin binding; phosphatidylinositol binding; small GTPase binding.
UUGUGCGAAUUAAAGUAAUAUUUAUUACAGCGCCUCAUGUCAGUUUUCGUAGAGCUACGAAUAGAAUUCUACAGUAAAUUAUAUUGCAAACAGCUGUUUGCAUACGAAACAUUUGUAAACUUCAUGAGAAACUUUUUUUUUAAUAUUUUAAUGUAUCUUCAUUAAAAGAAUUAAACUAGAUAGAAUAUUAAUUGUACACAUUAAAGCAUAUUAUAUUUAAUUUUAAGGUGAUUGCUGUUUGUGAAGAAGGAAUCAAAAUGGUAUCUUUAAAACUUUUGUUCGUCUUAGCUGUCAAAUAAAUACAUAUAACCUAAAACGCGUAAAUUUAAAGAAAUUGUAAAAAAAUCAUAGAAAUGGAUGUUGUAACAACAAGUUUAGAGGCCCUAAUACAAAGGGUAACGAAUCCUCAAAAUCAAAAACCUGAUAUAGCUGCAAUUGAAGCAUUUUGCGUAAUGCUUACCAAAGAAUCAGAAGGUAUUCAAAUUGGUACUAAAUUAUUAGCACUGCAUAUUCAAUCAUCUAAUGAGACAGAAGCACUUCAAGCUCUUGCUUUAUUGGAUACAUGUAUGAGAAGAUGUGGUCCAUCUUUUCACGCAGAAGUUGGAAAGUUUCGUUUUUUGAAUGAAAUGAUUCGUUUAGUUUCACCAAAAUAUUUGGGUGGUAAAACACCAGCUAUAGUGCGUCAAAAAGUAUUGCAAUUGUUAAAUAUAUGGACAAAAGAGUAUCCAAAAGAAUUAAAAAUCAAAGAAGCCUAUGAAAUGUUAAAAAAGCAAGGUGUUAUCGAAGAUGAUUCUAUAUCAAUAAAUAAUGUACAAGAAGAAGGAUUAAAAGUAUUAAAAGCUAAGAACACAAUAUUUGAUGAUGAAGAAAAAUCCAAAUUGUUGCAAAAAUUACUUCAAAGCAAAAAUCCUGAUGACUUGCAAGCUGCAAAUAGAUUAAUUAAAACUAUGGUGAGAGAGGAUGAAAGAAGGGUACAAUUAAAUUCACGUAGGAUAAUGGAAUUAGAAUCUGUUCAUAACAAUGCAAAGUUAUUAUCAGAAAUGUUGGAUUCAUAUAAUUGUAAUGAAACUAGUACAGAAGAUCUUGAAUUAAUGAAAGAAUUAUAUCAAGCUUGUGAACGAUUAAAACCAAUUGUGCUAAGGUUAGCAAAUGAAACUCAAGAUAAUGAAGGAAUGCUUGGUGAUGUACUUGCUGCAAGUGAUGAAUUGGAACAAGUAUUUGAGAAAUAUACUACAAUUAUAAUUCAUGGUAAAUGUAUAAAACCUAAAACAGAUUCCAACAUCAGUCCGUAUUUAUUAGAUUUAUCCUCUCCAAUGGAGACCAUUCCUGUUAAAAGUGAUGAUGUAAAUGCAAGUUACAAUGCAAUAACAACAAAUCAUCAGUCGGAUAUGGAAGUUUUAGGAGAUAUCUUCAAUUCAUUAGGAAAGUCUGAAAAUUCAGAUAUUUCUGGUUUCCAAUACAAAUUCUUAAUGACUGAUUCAAUUAUGCAGCCGCUCAAUGUUUUACCUAAAAAUAAGAAAGAUGAAUUAAUCAACACAUCUGAAAAGAAAAUUGACAGUAAAGCAAAAGCACUGGAGGAAUUAAACGAAUUGGAUUCUUUGCUUAAACAAAGUUUAUCAGGCAUAGUAUCAAAUUCACGUUUGAAAUCAGCAAGUAAACAAAGUAUAAACCGCCCACCAAAUACCGAACCCUUAGCAGAACAUUAUGUUUCAACGACCUCUCCUCGCAGUGGCAAUUCUUCGUAUUUUUCUGACUUAUCAAAGACUACAAAUAUGAAAAAUGAUAAAGUAUCUGACAUUCAGUUUAAAUCAAAUGAUAACUUUCCGUCUUAUAAUGAUACAAAUUCUCAAACUAUUAUCGAAUGUGAUGUAAAUGAAAAAAUAGAUACAAAUCAAUGUAAUAAUCGAUUAAGUACAUGGGAUGCUGCUUCAAUAACACCAUCAACAGAAAACUCGAUUAGUCCAGAACCUGAGAUUAAACCAUUGACAGACAUUAAUAUCAAUCUUCAUGAUAUUAAACCAGGUAUUAAUCCACCUAUAACAGUAAUUGAAGAAAAAAAUGGUAUAUCUGUAGUGCUUCAUUUUGCUCGAGAUAAUCCAAGAAAAGAUGUAUUUGUUGUAGUAAUUACAACAAUGAGUAAGAAUUUGAAGCCACUUACUAAUUACUUGUUUCAAGCAGUGGUGCCAAAAAGAUGUAAAUGUAGACUUCAGCCACCUUCUGGAACAGAAUUGCCUGGUCAUAAUCCAUUUUUACCUCCAUCUGCAAUUACUCAAAUUAUGUUAAUUGCAAAUCCUACCAAGGAAACGGUAUCGUUAAAAUUUAUGUUAAGUUAUACUAUGGAUGAUGAAACUUUCACAGAAAUGGGUGAAGUAGAAAAAUUGCCUUUAGCUUAAAGUACUUAAAGUAAUAUAAUUGAAAUAUAAAUUAAAUUCAAGAAUUACGGACUCUAAUAGUCAAAAGGAGAAUAUAUUGUUUUUUAAGAUAUGAAUUUUCAAAAGAUAUCGUUUCUUUUAUUUUAUUUCUCAGAUUGUAAUUCAAGAAUUACAGACUCGAAUAGCCAAAAGGAGAAUACAUUGUUUUUUAAGAUAUGAAUUUUCAAAAGAUAUUGUUUCUUUUACUUUAUUUCUCAGAUUGUAAUUACAGUUUUAUCUUUAUUAUUAUAUUCUGAGAUAAUAUUAAUGUUAUGUAGAUAUUUAUAAGUCAUGUUGUGAUUUACAUAAACGAAAAUAUCAACAAAUCUAUUUUAAGAUCGAAAUACAUGAGAGAAUAUUAUAAUCAUAUACAAUAAAGAUCAAAAUAAAUAUAAUAAUUGAAAAAUAGAAAAAAAAAAGAAAGGCACAAAUAAACAAACAAACAAACAAAAAUACGAAAAUACAGAUAGUGUAUUAUAAAUUUAAAGUUGAAAUGAUAUUCUUCAUUAUUAAAAAUGUACAAAUGCGAUAUUUUAUUUAAAAAUUUGAAGAAAUAUAUCAUUCGUUUAGGAAACAGAAAGUACUUCGUCACGAAAAGCAAGAGCAGUGACUGCUUUUUGAUGGCCCUGAUAUUCUCGUUCUACUGCUCCUGUUGAUACAUUCCAUAAUCUUGCAACACCAUCGGACGAAGCUAAAUUGAAUAAAAUGUUAAAAUUGAAUCUAAAAAAAAAAAAAUAUAAUAAAACA